UAAGGACCUGCCCGUGUGAGGCACUCCUCAUCACAAGGCCAUUGCCAAGGGACUACCGGUCCGGAAGCUGCCAGUCCACAAUAUGCAGGAAACCCUAGAGACAUCGACCUUGUUGUUGGUCCCCAGCCGAUCCUCAAUCUCCGUGCAGGACAAGUUCUCCACUGCAGGCCAGACUUCGAGUGCAGGCCCCCAGCCCUCAAAGCCCUCAAUCAUCCCACCCCCUAGCAAGUCCAAGGGCUGGAAUUCUGGGACCAAAGUACGUCGGAUGCGCCGGAUUAUAGCCGAGGAUCCCGAGUGGUCCCUGGCCACCAUUCCCCUCCUCACAGAGCUCUGCAUUCAGCACAUCGUCAAGAACUUCCACAACAACCCUAUCCUGAAGCAGCUGCUUCCAGAGCACCAGCAGAAGGUGCUGAACCACUUGUCACCCGACCUGCCGCUGGCAGUGACCGCCAACCUGAUCGACGACGAGAACUACUGGCGCCGCUGCUGCGAGCAGCGCUGGCCCGUGUGCCACGUGGCCAGGCACGGCUGCAGCUGGAAGCGCCUGUUCUUCGAGCGGCACCUGGAGAACCUGAUCAAACAGUUCAUCCCGAGCACCACGGACCCUGCCGUGAUCCUCGACCUGCUGCCGCUCUGCGGAAACUACGUGCGCGGGCUGCGCGUGGACCAGUUCCUUCCCCCGGUGCGGCUCCCGCCCCAACCCCGGAGCGGGGAGCUGUCCGACUCCGGCAGCGAGGUGGAGAUGGAGGAGCCCGCCACGGACCACUACCAGCUGUGUGACUUGGUGGCUGGCCUGAGCCACCUGGAGGAGCUGGACCUGGUGUACGGGGUCAAGGACUGUGGCAUGAACUUUGAGUGGAACCUCUUCCUCUUCACCUACCGGGACUGCCACUCGCUGGCGGCCACCAUCAAGGCAUGCCACACCCUCAAGAUCUUCAGGCUGACCCGAAGCAAGGUGAACGAUGACAAGGCCCGCAUCCUAAUUCGUAGCCUCCUAGAUCACCCUGCCCUUGAGGAGCUGGACCUAUCGCACAACCUCAUCGGUGACCGGGGUGCACGUGCUGCAGCCAAGCUGCUGAGCCACAGCCACUUACGCGUGCUCAACAUGGCCAACAACCAGGUGCGGGCACCUGGUGCCCAGUCUCUGGCUCACGCCCUAGCACACAACACCAGCCUCAUUUCCCUCAACCUGCGCCUCAACUGCAUCGAGGAUGAGGGCGGCCAGGCACUUGCCCAUGCCUUGCAGACCAACAGGUGCCUCACCACCCUGCACCUCGGGGGCAAUGAACUGUCUGAGCCCACCGCCACGCUGCUGUCCCAGGUGCUUGCCGUCAACACCACGCUCACCAGCAUCAACCUCUCCUGCAACCACAUUGGGCUGGAUGGCGGGAAGCAGCUCCUGGAAGGCAUGUUAGAAAACAAGACCCUCCUGGAGUUUGACCUGCGCCUGUCAGAUGUAGCCCAGGAGAGCGAGUACCUCAUUGGCCAGGCCCUCUGUGCCAACCGGGAAGCUGCCCGCCAGCGGACCUUGAAUCCUGGCCACUUCAUGUCCCCAAUCAUUGCCAAGGGCCCUGAGAACCCUGCGGGAUAAGGUGGGGGACAGGGCUGGGGCAGUGAUGGGACCUGGGCCACUGCCCUAGCCCCCUCCUCAUUUCAUGCUCGGUCAUGCCUGCUGUAGAGUGACACAUUAGAAGGGAGAGACCACAGAUACCCUUGGGGAGAGUGAUCAAGGGUGAUGUGGGAAAAGUCCUGAAGGGGGGAGGGGACUGGGAUAGGGGGAGAGAGGGGUAUGAAGUGGGACCCAUCCUCUGUACCCUGGAAGAGGAUAUUACCAGAACCCCUGAAAUGACUGACUUCUUCCAGGGUUAGGGGAGACAGAGAAGAUUCUGAAAGCCUGUGCCAGCCCAGACUCUCCCAUGGAAAUUGUCCAUCUCCCUUACCUACUCUGACCCCUUUCCCCUGACCAUUUUCCUCUCUACUAAAUAGGUGCUGGACUUCUUUACCUUUAAACAUGUGCGUGCCUGCACACGUGGGCACACGCACACCCUCAGUCUCUCUCUCCCUGGGCUACUGCAAGGCUUUGCCUGGCUCUUCUACCCUCACCCCUGUCAACGCUACCUUGCUGUUCCUUGACUCACUGACUCUGCUAAAGUGAUCCGUUCUACAGGCCAUUCCAUCCCCUAAUUCUCACCCCACCCCACUCCCCACAACCCAGCAAGGGGGAAACAGAGGUGACAGGAGGGAUUCAGACCACUGCCCCCACCAGGGAGCUUCCGCUGGGAGUAGAGCAUGGGGGAGGUGCCACACUGGGGAGGAAAGUCAGUGAGUCAUCUGCAACUUUAUUAUCCACCAGUUUGAUUUGUACAAUCUUUGCGCUUGGAAAUCCAUGACAGAAAGGCCACAGUGUGAUGCACCCAAAUGACAGAGACCUGUCUUCUCCCCAGCCAGGCCCAGCCCACCCCACAAGCCCUUGUCCUCAGCACAUAUGGAGCCUUCCAGUGGCCCUCCAAGAGUCCCCAUGGUUCUGUGGCUGCCCACAGAAGUCACAUCAGCCCCCAGGGCCACAGGAGGACCUGACAGAUUCAGGCUGAGCCCCAUCUCCCCUCCUCCUCCCGCUGAGAGGUCCAGAGCCUCCAGACCUGUGGUCUUUCCACAGGAUGGGUCAUGGGCUGCAGCCACAGCCCAGGGGUGCCUGCUCCCCAGGGACUCCUUCCAACAAGCAGGCGCCAUGCAGAGCACCAAAGGGGACCUGGGAGCCACUGCACUUGUGUGCCUGUCUGGGCAACCUAGAGUCUGUCUGUGCCUGACACCCUCUGACAGUUCUGGAGUGCAAACGUGUAGAUGUGAGGGUGUGUGUGAGUGACUGUGUGUGUGUGUGCGUGUGUGUGUACAUAGCCACAGCUGCUAGCAGAAGUUCUAAUUAGAGAAACAAGAACAUUCAGUGUAAAGUUUAAUUUUAGAGAUUAAUUAAUUUUCUGGUUUUCGUUUUCCCUGGCAAUCAAUAAAGCUACCAAGAAAAUAGACCAAAGAAUCAGUUUCUCUCUCAGUCUGUGCGUGUGUGGAAGGUGAGGCUGUCUGUGUAAGAAGACCUAGGCAGAAAUGGUCAAUACAGGCAAAAAUAA
Molecule: messenger RNA, 3122 nt
Organism: Lontra canadensis (Northern American river otter)
Lineage: Eukaryota; Metazoa; Chordata; Mammalia; Carnivora; Mustelidae
Gene: TCTE1
Product: t-complex-associated-testis-expressed 1
Exons: 4
Coding region: 83-1591 (502 amino acids)
Biological process (GO): flagellated sperm motility
Cellular component (GO): sperm flagellum
Molecular function (GO): protein binding
Source: RefSeq, a predicted model, not a curated record